This is a messenger RNA of Toxorhynchites rutilus septentrionalis, 2218 nucleotides long. Its product is annotated as dynein intermediate chain 3, ciliary-like. The coding region runs from base 282 to 2102 and encodes 606 amino acids. The record is from RefSeq and is a predicted model, not a curated record. Gene Ontology annotation, biological process: outer dynein arm assembly; cilium movement. Lineage: Eukaryota; Metazoa; Arthropoda; Insecta; Diptera; Culicidae. Gene Ontology annotation, cellular component: outer dynein arm. Gene Ontology annotation, molecular function: dynein light chain binding; dynein heavy chain binding. The transcript is spliced from 4 exons.
GAACGAAAGUUGCGGGAAAGUUCUCCCAACUGCUCUUGUGACGUGUACGCGGGGCGCGUUUGUUACUAGUUGUAUCGUGCCACGAGGGCUUGGUUUCGAUACACACGCGUCGUUAUAUUUUUGGAUUGUUGUCGUCUGAUUUGCGGAAAGCUUGCGUGCGUGACGGAAAUUAGGCUGUAACCGUCGUAAAAGCAGGCUAGACUAUCUCCAGACCAGCUCGACGGGCGCCUUGACCUAAGUGAAAAUCGUCUAGAUCUACACGUGAAUUAUAAUCUAUCAAAAUGAAGAUCGACACCAAUAUCAGCAGCACUCAAAUGCAGCAGAACUGGACGCGUUACAUGGUAAUGACCGAAACCAAAACGCUACGGAAGCCAGUUCAAUUCGAAGAAGAAAAUAAUGUACAAGUUUCUAUUGAAACUGAUAAAUCUAUGCUGAAACACUUUGAUGUUAUCAAUCCGGUCGAGAAAGGCAUUCAGAGCACACCAUGGAUUCUAAACACUCCCGUAUCGACAAUGCACAAAAGUUUGAUUUCCGCAGGAAUAACGCAUUACGAGGGUGGAUGGCCAAAGGAUAUCGACACACACGAUGAGGAGGUUACGGCUAGAUAUCGGAGGAAACAGGAAAAAAGUGAGACCUAUCUGUAUCAGAUGAAAGGAUUGACCAAGACUAUGGAGCAUGCAAUACUUCAGAACAGCGCGUGUGAUAUCUACCAGAACUACUUUGAGGACAUCGAACAGCACGAGUUAAUUGAACAGUUCAGCUCAAAAACCGUACACGUUUAUAAGGAUUAUCUAGACGUGAGACGUUCCUGCAGCUAUAUCAGUUGGUCCGAGGAAGGAAACCACUUCACCUCAACUCAUUGCAAUAUUGGAGAGAUGAACAAAACGGUUACGGAUUCGUAUAUAUGGGAUAUAGAAAAUCCAAACAUACCGCUGCAGACACUGGUUCCUCCCUAUCAGGCACGAUGCAUGGAAUACAACUUCAAGGAUGGCUGUCAGAUUGCCGGGGGAUUAUUCUCGGGGCAGGUGGCUAUCUGGGACAUACGAGUAGCAGCCGAACCGGUUGAGUUAACACUUCGGGAGGCCAGCCACAAAGACGUUGUCACUAAGGUCCUUUGGACAGGCACAAAAACAUCAAACGAGUUUCUGUCAGGAUCAACGGAUGGAAGAAUUCUUUGGUGGGAUAUGCGAAAUCUAAACGAACCGUACGACUUCUUGAACCUAGCUCCAAAGGAUGGGAAAAAGGAAGACCCAACGCGGUGCUUCGGUGUCUGUGCAGUUGAGUUCGAACAAACCAUGCCGAAUAAGUACACUGUUGGUACGGAGAAUGGUAUAAUUUACAGUUGCAGCCGGAAGUAUAAAACGCCAGCGGAUAAGAUUCAAGCUCUAACCCGAGCUCACACCGGACCGGUUUAUUCUGUUGAACGGAAUCCACUGUUUAUCAAGAAUUACAUCAGCGUUGGGGAUUGGCAAACUAAGAUAUGGACCGAGGAUUGCCGUGAUAGUCCAAUUGUAUGGACCAAGGAAUACGGAGUUCAAUUAACUUGUGGAGUGUGGAGCCCAACACGUUGUUCUCUGGUCUUCAUUUGUAGAAUGGAUGGAGUGAUGGAUGCGUGGGAUGUAAUACAUCGCCUUGAUGGUCCAGUGCUUCGCAUAAAGCUUUCAGAUUUCCCACUGCUUUCUUUGCGCGUUCACAAGAAUGGAAAACUCAUAGCUAAUGGCACCAACGCUGGGGCUAUAUAUUUGACAGAGAUAUCCGACAACUUGACCUUCAGUUCAGCCAAUGAUAAACCAGCACUGUCCGGAAUGUUAGAGCGUGAGAUGCGCCGACAACGGUUACUUGAAGCUAAGAUCAAGGAAAUGAAACUCAGAGAGAAGGAAUUGGAGCGGGAAAGAAUCCGUCGCCAGAUGCGCAUGGAAAAAGAAAAUUCCAUCGAGGAUGAAGAAGAGGAGUUGGUCGUAGACGCCCAGCACCAAUUCUGGACGAAAAUACACGGCCGGAAGAGUUUGAAGAGCACCUUGAAGGGUAUCCGGAUGAGAGAUGCUGGUGUUAAUUUGCUGAAACCGGGCAAAAAAGUUAGUAUGAAGAAGGAAAACAAGUGAAGAUGUUUUGGAAGUGAUAUGUCUUCAAAUUGAGACAAUAAUGGAAACGAAUUAUUCAAAAAUGUAUUUGUAUAAAACAACGGAACUCAUAUCUUAAUUUAGAUUGUGUAUAAUUA